Messenger RNA from Vitis riparia (riverbank grape), 773 nucleotides. Its product is annotated as magnesium-dependent phosphatase 1-like. Gene Ontology annotation, molecular function: acid phosphatase activity. Lineage: Eukaryota; Viridiplantae; Streptophyta; Magnoliopsida; Vitales; Vitaceae. The coding region runs from base 39 to 560 and encodes 173 amino acids. The record is from RefSeq and is a predicted model, not a curated record. The transcript is spliced from 4 exons.
CCUGGGUCUAUCAUUUCCCUGGACGGAGAGACAGAGAGAUGGCGGAGUCGAGGGUGAAAGAAGAGGCUUUGCAGAUAAUAGGGCUGUGCCAAGUGUUGCCUCGAUUGGUCGUCUUCGAUCUCGACUAUACUCUCUGGCCUUUCUACUGUGAAUGUCGUUCCAAACGCGAAAUGCCUUCUUUGUAUCCCCAUGCUGAAGGCAUAGUAUAUGCCCUCAAAGAGAAGAGAAUUGAUAUGGCUAUUGCUUCUAGAUCACCAACUCCGGAUAUAGCAAAAACAUUUCUUGACAAAUUGGGCAUCAAGUCAAUGUUUGUAGCCCAGGAGAUAUUUUCCAGUUGGUCACACAAGACAGAGCAUUUCCAGAGAAUUCAUAGGAGGACUGGGGUGCCCUUUAACUCCAUGCUCUUUUUCGAUGACGAGGAUAGGAAUAUUGAAUCGGUUUCCAAAAUGGGAGUAACAAGCAUUUUGGUAGGCAAUGGGUUAAAUAUUGGAGCAUUAAGGCAAGGGCUCACGAAAUUCUCUCAGAACUCGGCUUCAUCUGGAAACACCAAACAGAACUGAAGGCUGUUUUGGAAAAGAUUGUUCCCAGCUGUAAUUCUUAUAUGUGGUUGCUUAUGGCAUAUACGUAUUAUAUGGUCUUAAAAUUCCAAUUACACUCUAAAAUCAUAUGAAGCUUAGCAUGCUAAAGUCAUAAUGACAACACUCAACACCAUUGGUAUUCUAUCUUUCCUUUGUUUCUCUGCACUUUGACCAAUUAUUGUGAUUCAAAAACAA